Entamoeba nuttalli P19 is the source of this 1680-nucleotide messenger RNA. RefSeq lists its product as hypothetical. Lineage: Eukaryota; Evosea; Mastigamoebida; Endamoebidae. The record is from RefSeq and is a predicted model, not a curated record. The transcript has a single exon. The coding region runs from base 1 to 1680 and encodes 559 amino acids.
AUGAAUUGGAACAAUUUUGAAUUGCCACAUGAACCAUCAGUUGAUUUAGCAGACCAAGCUCUAUUAUUUGAUCCUUGUCUUAAUAUAUAUAAAAAGAAAAAAGGGUAUUAUGCCACAGGAGUACCUGUUGUAAUGAAAGAAGGAGAUAUAUGUGAAGUGCCAAAUCAAUUUGGAGUUCAAGAAUUAGCUAAUUCUAUUCCAUAUUAUACAUCUCGAGUAUUAGCAGAAAACCAUACUAUUGACCAAACGCAUAAUUAUUUUAAUUUAAUGCAAAUGAUUAAUGUAAAAAAUAAAAAAUAUUUUCUUUAUCCUCAUAAAGAAGGAGAAGUAGAGUUCUGUUUAUUUAAUGGAGAGAUUACUCCAAAAGGACGAAUUGUUUGUGGAGGUAUUAUCAGAAAAAUUGUUGUUAUUAAAGAAACACUAUGGAAAAACCCAUCAAUGCAUAUUACACCACCUCCAAUAUUUUGUAUUGCUAAUGAAAGUAAUAUAUUUAUAUAUAUUAUGGAAGAUGAAAAUCCAGUAAGAAUAAAUGAAUUUCAUAUUAAUGAUAAAAUUGAUGAUAUUCAAAUAAUUUGUACUGAUGAUAUUUAUUUAAUUAUUGCUGUAAAUAAUAAAAUUCAUUUCAUUUCAAUAAAUACAAAAGAAGAUAAUGAGUAUAUAAUUCCAUAUAGGGAAGGAGAUGAUGGAGAGGCAAGAAUUACAUUCAGUUUAUUUCCUAAAUUAAUUAUUUGUAGAGGUUUUGGUAUGUACAUAUUAAAUAUAUUAACAAAAGAAGUUGAAAUAAAAUAUGGAUUUUCUGAUAAGGUUUUUGCUUUAACAAGUCAUCUAUCUUUUCCAUUUCAUGUUAUUAUUAUAACUGAAACAUCACUUUUUAUUAUGGAUACAAGGACAUUUACUGGUGUUGCGUCUCAUCUACAUGUAAUUCCAAAACAACACUUAUACUAUGAUAUAGAAUGUUUCUUAUAUGAAAAUAAAUUAACAUGUAUUAUUCCAACGGAGCGUUAUUGUAUAAUAGUUCCAUUUGAAUUUAAUCUUGAAAAGUUACAGUUUGAUACUGAAUAUGCUUCUUGUCUUGUUAAACUUCCAUUAAUACUCCCAUUUAUUAAAAAAAAAAUGCAUUAUAGGAUUCUUGGACUUAAUGCAAUUCCUCAUGAAAAUGAACUUAUAAUGAUACUCAUCGAUACUGAAAGAAGAAUUACAGCUCAAAAAUUUAUUUAUGGAGAAUAUAAUGAAGAUAUUCCAAAAUAUUCUGUUAUUCUUUCUGAAAAACACACAGUAGAAAGACCUAUACCAUCAUUUAGAAGAAAGAUAGAUAUGUACCGUGAAUUUUUAGAUAACCAAUUAUCUAAAGAACCAGUUGUUAGAAAAAAGAUAAAACAAGAAGAAUCUAAAACUAAAAAAGUUGAAGUUAAAAGCACCAAAGUAAAAGACUAUGACAAUAAACAUUCAGAUAAUUUCUUUUAUAAUUAUGCAUUAAAAAAAUGUGCACAAAAAGAUAAAGAAGAAAUGGAACUUAGAAGAAAAGAAUUACAGAAAAGAACUAAAAGUAAAAAACCAAAAGUUAUAAAAGAACCUAAACCAAAGAAACCUCAAAUUAAGUUACCUAAAGAAAGGAAAAAGAGGGAAGGAAGUGAAAUAGCAUCACUUAAUGUUAAUUCUCUUAGACGCCAUAAACGUUGA